CCCAGGCCGUCAUGGUUCACCAUGGCACUUCUCACAUGCUCCAUGUGCUCCCUGCUCCUGCUGGCAUUGCUGCUGGCAGCGGCUCCGUGCCCGGCUCAGGCUGGGAAGCCCUUUGGACACCGCUGCAGCUCCCCACGGCGGGGGCUGCUGGACUGUCGCCACGCCGGGCUGACCACCGUGCCCCCGGCCACCAGCACGUGGCCCCUGGACAUGCUGGAUUUCACUGACAACUCUAUUUCGACCUUGGGACCGCAAACGUGGAAGGAAUACCAGUGGGCUGAGACCUUAAUCCUCAAGGACAACGAGCUGCAGGCACUGAAGAGGCAUUCCCUGGAAGGGCUGUUCCUGCUGAAGCACCUGGAUUUAUCUGGCAAUAACAUCAAGUCCAUUGAGGAACAUGCCUUUGAGCCACUGCCUUUUCUGGAACAUCUAAACCUGUCUGGGAAUCAGCUCACCCUGAUCCCCAGUGGUGCUUUCGAGGCCUGGCAUGGGAUGCAGUUUCUGCGGGAGCUGAUCCUAAGCCAUAACCCCCUGACCCUCAUAGCUGACACAGCAUUCUUCAAGCUGCCUUCGAUCAACUAUCUCAAAGUGCCCCGUGCCGUUUCCUGCUGCCUCUGCAAGGAACGUGGCACCAUCGAGACCCCGUGCAGGACCAUCCAGUUCUUCUGUGAGAGCCUGUGUGACACCAGCACUGCCCAGUGUGGUUCUCUAGCCCAGAAACGGGCAGAAAUAACGGGAGCAGCACAGCCUGGACAACUCAGAAGCAGCUCGGUGCUGUACGUCAAACCCAAGGACAUUCCCCCAGCACACCAUGGAUCCGUAACGUUUGCAGUUGCUCAGAAGCAGGCCAGCACCAGGGGUGACCUCAGCAGCCAGGGAGAUUCCCGAGCAGACUCGUAUUCCUCCCAGCACCUCUCCAGCCAGGGAAGGAAAGCCAUCGAUGAGCUGCUGGUGAAGCUGCACAACAUUCAGAACAGGGGCUGGACCGGAGAUGUGGACAGCAAACCCGAUUUUCUGGCAGAGCAGCUGGUGGCUGAGCUCCAGAGCCAGCAGCCCGAUGCUCAAAGCACCCUGGCUGUGGCAAACAUCGUCCCACAGCAGCCAGCGCCCGCCAGGCGCAACGUGCAGAAGUUCCCAGCAGUGGAGGGAAAGCAAACCACAGGCUGGGAGCAAAAGCAGCUCGAGUCAGGCUUGAACUGGCCAAUCUUAAACCGCUGGGACGUAGCUGGUGGGUCAAACCCCCCGGAUGACAACGCUGCCUUCGGACAUCACGGUGCAAAGGAAGCAGCAGCUCCCCGAAGGAGCUCUGUCCAGAGGUACCAGCGCAGGCAGAGGGACACCGGCUAUCAGCUGCCAUACAACCCCCUUUUCUACGAGGUGUCUGGUGAUGUGCAGGGAGAGGAAGAGCCCACGCCAGGAGAAAGCAAAGGUCUAGACAGAAAGCCAGAGAAUCUCUUGGACCUGUGGCUCAAGAGCCACCCUGAGGACAGCGCUGAAGAAGAGCGUUCCUCUCUCGGGGAAUCCGGGAAGCAAGGAGAGGCAAGGUCCAGGCUUGCCAAGGAGGCAGGAGGCUCCCAGAGCCCCGGCCGUGCUCCAGCUCCAGCAGAGCUCCCCGAGGCAAGGGUUGAGCAUCCCCUGCACUCGGAGGUGCCGGACGAGGCCCUGCGGACGUUCAUCGCCCGCGUGACAGAAGCCCUGAGUGCAGAGUGCAGCCAGCUCGACCUGCAGCUGCUCUGUGCCAGGAUGGUCUCUGAGGCUGGGCUGCUGGCAAAGAGGCUCAGCCCCAGGCAGGACAGCCAGGGAGUCGCUGCUUUCACACGGCAGUGUCUGCACCUGGCCUUGGAGAUGGGCAAGGAGUCCGCAGGAAAGCACAAUGCAGGGCUCAACCACUCCAUAGUCACCAGGCUAUUGGUGUUUGUUAUCAUCAUGAUCUUCGCCAUCAUCUUCGUCCUCAUCAUGAUCAUGUUAUAUUUAGUCCAAACUCACUGCUGGGAACGUCCUGAGGAUGUUUGGCAGGACACUGUGAAAUCCCCCCUGAGCAGAUUCUUUGAGAAGCUGCGAUACGGAGAGCUCAGGGACAUGCUCAGCUGUGCCUUUGGUGGAGAGGGCGAAGAGCGGGCAAGGAACGUGCGCCAGGGCUACCCCUCUGCCUGCUGUCCCUCAGCUCUCCAGAGCGUUCCCGUCGCUGGUGGCCCCACACAGGACACCAGUGAAUUCGAAAAGUUUGAGGAGAAGGUCAUGCUGCUCAUGGAGCAGGACUCUCGGGCGCUCCGGCUGUACGACUGGCACAGGCAGAGACGGGACAAUGUGGAAGCUGAAGCAGAGGGGGAGAAGUGA
Messenger RNA from Manacus vitellinus (golden-collared manakin), 2337 nucleotides. RefSeq lists its product as uncharacterized. The record is from RefSeq and is a predicted model, not a curated record. The coding region runs from base 22 to 2337 and encodes 771 amino acids. Gene Ontology annotation, molecular function: protein binding. NCBI's taxonomy places the organism in Eukaryota, Metazoa, Chordata, Aves, Passeriformes, Pipridae. The transcript has 11 exons.